AUGGAGGAGCCGGAGCCGGAGCCGGAGCCGGAGUCGGAGUCGGAGCAGGAGCAGGAGAGGAGCAGGAGCAGGAGGAAGGGACCGAGAGUGCCGAGGGCGGCGACGCUGCGAGCGGCGGGGAGAGACGGGAGGGGGCUGCGCCCGCGCCGCCCUCUGCCGAGGAGUGACAGGCACGGGCUGAGGGGCUGCUCAGGGCCGGGGGACUCGGGAGGCGGCUGCUGCUGCCGAGGCUGCCGAGGCUGCCGCGGCUGCUGUCGCCGGCUCACUCGCGCCCGCCUCCUCCAGCAGCCGCCAACGCCGCUGCUGCCGCCACCGCCGCCGCCGCCGCCGCUGCCCCAUAUCCCCCCCGCCCACCCCGAGCCUCGCUCCGUGCUGCUCGCAACCAACGGCUGCUCCGUAAGCCACUCGCGGCAGCCAAUCACCAGCGCGGCCGUGACACCUCACGCGCCGCUGAGCAGGAAGGAGACGCGUCACUCGUCUCCACUCCCACAUCCACCAGCCUCAGCAGAGGCCACGCCCCCUCUUAAAGCUCCCGCUCCGCCCAGAGAGGGGGCGGGGCGGGGGAGGGAACAAAGAGCCGAGUCGGAACCGUUCCCAGUCGCUCCGCCCAUCCCCCCCGGUCUCCUCCUAUUAUUGGUUCACGCUCAGGAAAUCCUGGAACCCUCGGACCUGCGCUCGUUUCCUCACUACAUCCUGUCCGUCCCUACACCACUUCAGAUUUCGCGCACGGCCUGCUGGGAGUUGCAGUUUUCGCCUUCCCCCUCACCCUUCACAGCCUCGCUCCAUUUCCUGGCGGCUGGAAUGCACGGUUUCGGCGUCUCACUUUAUUCCUUCAUCCCCAAACAGUGAAUUCUGAGCUCUGCCCUCUUGCGACCUCCACUUUCAUGGAUUGAACUAUAUCUACGUUGAUAUCCUCAGUUUAA
Messenger RNA from Phascolarctos cinereus (koala), 923 nucleotides. The record is from RefSeq and is a predicted model, not a curated record. NCBI's taxonomy places the organism in Eukaryota, Metazoa, Chordata, Mammalia, Diprotodontia, Phascolarctidae.